AUGGUGAAUUACGUCAACCCGCUCGCCAUGUACCAAGGCAAGGGCGGGCAAUACGGAGGCGGCUGGUAUGGCUGGCAGCAUCAGAACUUUGAGGAACAACAGUGGUGUGCUUGGAACGGUGCCCCGACGGGUGGAGAAUGGGCGCCGGAGCCGCAUCACUUCCCGAAGAGAGAACCCGGGGAGAGAGAAAUCGCGGAUAUGCCAUCUCCUGCACGAGGCGACCUCGCUAGCCCUAGUGAAAGUUCUCCUGGAUCGAGACCCGCUCAACCGCCAGCUCCUCCGAGGUCUCCGUACGAAUGGAUGAAAAAGCCCAAUUACCAGACACAACCAAAUCCAGGUAAAACGCGCACAAAGGAUAAAUAUCGCGUCGUGUACAGCGACCAUCAGCGCCUGGAGCUUGAAAAAGAGUUUCACUACAGCCGAUAUAUCACCAUACGACGCAAGGCCGAACUCGCUGUUAGUCUAGGCCUUUCUGAGCGCCAGGUAAAAAUUUGGUUCCAAAACCGGCGAGCCAAGGAGCGUAAGCAGGUAAAGAAACGCGAAGAAGUGGUUAUGAAAGAAAAGGGCGACCACGCCUCGCUUCAACAUGCACAAUUACAUCACGCAACGAUGCUACAUCACCAACAAAUGAUGAACGGUAUGAUGCAUCACCAUCAUUAUCACCAGGGGGUGUUACAGGGGGUACCAGAACCACUUGUGCCCGGGGUACCGCCCGUUCCGCUGCUGUGA
Arctia plantaginis is the source of this 729-nucleotide messenger RNA. NCBI's taxonomy places the organism in Eukaryota, Metazoa, Arthropoda, Insecta, Lepidoptera, Erebidae. The record is from the annotation of a GenBank genome assembly.